AGGCGGAGCUAUUUAAGAGGCGGCUGCCCAGCCAGCCUGAACUUGGCUCGGCCACAGGGAGCUCCGCUGCGAACGCGAGCCCGAGCCCGAACCCGAACCCGAAGCCUCGGCGCCCAACUCCGAAGCCAUGAACAGCGGCGUGGGCCUGUGCGUGCUGAUGGCGGUGCUGGUGGCCACCGUUGUGGCGCAGCUCGCUCCCCCUGAGGACCCCGGAGUGCUGCGGGCCCAGGAGGCUCCCCAGAGGCCGCUGAGGGCAGUGCAAAGGGUGGACGGCGGCGAGCCGCGAGCGCACCUGGGAGCGCUGCUGGCCAGGUAUAUCCAGCAGGCCAGGAAAGCUCCUUCCGGCCGGAUGUCCCCAGUUAAGAACCUGCAGCACGUGGACCCCAGCCACAGGAUAAGCGACAGGGACUACAUGGGCUGGAUGGAUUUUGGCCGCCGCAGUGCCGAGGAGUAUGAGUACCCCUCCUAGGGGACCCAGGAGUCGUCCACUGGACCAGAAGCACUUCUCGUCUCAGAGAAGGCAGCAUACGAAAUAAUCACCGUCAUAACUCAUUGUCUCUGAAGUUUGACUCCCCCCCCCCCACCAGUAUCUAUUUAUUAAGUUCUCGGUGUGGAAAACCCUGUUUGUAAGAUUGCCCAGUGCAACUGUGAACCUCUGCCAACAUGUGCAGAUGAAAAACACAAUGUCCCCUCCUCUGUGACCCCUGGCCCAAACGUGUUGCAAUGCCAUUAAAAUGAUUUCAUUCUGCUCC
This is a messenger RNA of Echinops telfairi (small Madagascar hedgehog), 752 nucleotides long. It is a transcript of the gene CCK, whose product is annotated as cholecystokinin. The record is from RefSeq and is a predicted model, not a curated record. Gene Ontology annotation, biological process: digestion. Gene Ontology annotation, cellular component: axon; extracellular region. Gene Ontology annotation, molecular function: neuropeptide hormone activity. NCBI's taxonomy places the organism in Eukaryota, Metazoa, Chordata, Mammalia, Afrosoricida, Tenrecidae. Bases 128 to 469 code for a protein of 113 amino acids. The transcript is spliced from 3 exons.